Pseudophryne corroboree (corroboree frog) is the source of this 14240-nucleotide messenger RNA. RefSeq names its product erb-b2 receptor tyrosine kinase 4 (gene ERBB4). The coding region runs from base 280 to 4191 and encodes 1303 amino acids. NCBI's taxonomy places the organism in Eukaryota, Metazoa, Chordata, Amphibia, Anura, Myobatrachidae. Gene Ontology annotation, biological process: multicellular organism development; positive regulation of kinase activity; neurogenesis. The transcript has 28 exons. Gene Ontology annotation, cellular component: signaling receptor complex; basal plasma membrane; plasma membrane. Gene Ontology annotation, molecular function: epidermal growth factor receptor binding; transmembrane receptor protein tyrosine kinase activity; ATP binding. The record is from RefSeq and is a predicted model, not a curated record.
AGCUCGCAGUCUCCGCUGCUGCCCGUACAGCUUCCCAUAUGAUUGCAUGGAGCCAGGCAGCAGCCUGCACUGACUGAGCCAUACACCGGCACAUAGUAGGACUGAGGAGCAAGUGCAGGGAGAGCACAGUGCCAGGAGGGCACACAGCUGGCUGGAGGAGUAACUUUUACCCUGCAGGGGGAGACUCGUGCCAGCCUGGCAGUGCCAGCCACUGGGGCACACUCAGUUUUGGAAUACAGGAGAUGCCCCUGGGACAUGUAAUUUUGCAGAGGAUUUGACAUGACCUGCAUCAUGGGGAUGUGUGGAACUAGGAGACAGCUCUGCUUUGGAUGGCUGAGCCUGCUGUGGGCAGUGGGCACACUUCAAGGAGCUUGCUGCCAGUCAGUGUGCACGGGAACGGAGAACAAACUCAGCUCUCUCUCGGAUUUGGACCAGCAGUACAAGGCCCUGCGCAAGUAUUAUGAAAACUGUGAAGUGGUGAUGGGUAAUCUGGAGAUCACCAGCAUCGAGCACGGACGCAACCUCAGUUUUCUGCGGUCCAUUCGAGAAGUGACGGGAUAUGUCCUUGUUGCUCUGAAUCAAUUUGACUACCUCCCUCUGGAGAACUUGCGCAUCAUUCGUGGAACCAAGCUGUAUGAGGACCGCUACGCACUGGUCGUCUUCCUGAAUUACCUAAAGGAUGGAAAAUUGGGGCUACGGGAGCUAGGUUUAAGAAAUCUGACCGAGAUCCUGAAUGGUGGAGUGUACCUAGAUCAGAAUGACUUCCUUUGUUAUGCGGAUACCAUCAACUGGCAGGACAUUGUCCGCAAUCCAAACGCCACCUUGUUCCCGAUGAACAAGAAUCCAAAUUGUGGGAAAUGUCCGAAAGCGUGUCCUGAACACUGCUGGGGGCCGUCAGAGAACCAGUGCCAAAGACUGACGAAGAUUGUGUGCGCUGAACAGUGUGACGGCCACUGCUAUGGGCCUUACGUUAGUAAUUGCUGUCACCGGGAAUGCGCAGGAGGCUGCUCCGGACCUAAAGACACUGACUGCUUUGCCUGCCUGAAAUUUAAUGAUAGCGGCUCCUGCGUCACUCAGUGCCCUCAGCCCAAUAUAUACAAUCCAACCGCCUUUCAACUGGAGCAGAACCCUAAGGCCAAAUACACGUAUGGAGCUUUCUGUGUCAACAAAUGUCCACAUAAUUUUGUUGUGGACGACAGCUCUUGUGUACGUGCCUGUCCAAGUAACAAGAUGGAAGUAGAGGAGAACGGGAUCAAGAUGUGUAAGCCGUGCGCGGGAAUCUGUCCAAAAGUGUGUGACGGCAUUGGAACAGUGUCCCUGAAAUCAUCUCAAACUGUGGAUUCAAGCAACAUUGACAAGUUCAUAAACUGCACCAAGAUCAACGGGAACCUUCUAUUCCUCGUCACUGGCAUUGAGGGGGAUGAGUACCACAAUAUAGCUGCACUGGAUCCAGAGAAGCUGAACAUCUUCCGCACUGUUCGAGAAAUCACAGGUUAUCUUAAUAUACAGUCCUGGCCGAAAAAUAUGACGGACCUUAGUGUCUUUUCCAAUCUGGUCAGCAUUGGAGGACGAGAUUUAUACAGCGGGAUCUCACUGCUCAUCCUCAAACAGCACAGACUGCGAUCCCUACAGCUCCAGUCCCUCAAAGAGAUCAGCGCCGGCAACGUCUACAUCACCGAUAACCACAAUCUCUGCUACUACAAUACCAUCAACUGGACCUCGCUGUUCAGGACGUCCAACCAGAAGACCACCAUCAGAGACAACAAAAAAGCAGAGAACUGCACUACAGAAGGAAUGGCGUGUCAUCCUCUCUGCUCCACUGCGGGCUGCUGGGGACCGGGGGCUGGCCAAUGCUUGUCCUGCAAAUUCUUCAUUCGAGGGAAAUCCUGCGUCAGGUCCUGCAACCUUAGGUCUGGAGAGCCCCGGGAGUUCGCCAACGGUUCCGUUUGCCUGAAGUGUGACAGCCAAUGCGAGAAGACAGAGGGAGACACGCCCACCUGUUAUGGACUGGGUCCCGACCACUGCGAAAAAUGCUCCAACUUCAAAGAUGGGCCAAACUGUGUUGAGAAAUGCCCCGAAGGGCUCCAAGGGGCGCACAGCUUCAUCUUUAAAUAUGCAGAUGAGGAUAAAGAAUGUCGUCCCUGCCACGCAAACUGCACCGAGGGGUGUAGAGGGCCCCGUAUCAAGGACUGCAUUGGAAUCAUUGAUAGGACUCCCCUGAUCGCAGCAAGUGUUAUUGGAGGGUUAUUUAUCAUAGUCAUCAUGGGGCUGACCUUCGCAGUCUAUAGUAGAAGAAAAAGCAUUAAGAAGAAGAGAGCUUUGCGGAGGUUCCUGGAGACAGAGUUAGUAGAACCGCUAACACCAAGCGGCACAGCACCAAACCAGGCUCAGCUUAGGAUCCUGAAGGAAACGGAGCUGAAAAGAGUGAAAAUCUUAGGUUCCGGUGCUUUCGGCACAGUGUACAAGGGCAUCUGGGUACCGGAGGGGGAGACUGUAAAGAUCCCCGUGGCUAUUAAGAUUCUGAACGAGACUACAGGGCCCAAAGCCAAUGCUGAAUUCAUGGAUGAGGCGCUGAUUAUGGCCAGCAUGGAUCAUCCCCACCUGGUGCGCUUACUAGGCGUCUGUCUGAGUCCCACUAUUCAACUGGUCACCCAACUGAUGCCCCACGGGUGCCUACUGGACUACGUGCACGAACACAAGGACAACAUUGGUUCCCAGCUCCUUCUCAAUUGGUGCGUCCAGAUAGCGAAGGGUAUGAUGUACCUGGAGGAACGGCGAUUGGUGCACAGGGACCUCGCAGCCCGGAAUGUUCUGGUAAAGUCUCCCAACCAUGUGAAGAUUACAGACUUUGGACUGGCACGUCUACUAGAAGGAGAUGAAAAGGAAUACAACGCUGAUGGCGGCAAAAUGCCAGUUAAGUGGAUGGCCCUGGAGUGCAUUCACUACCGGAAGUUCACCCAUCAGAGCGAUGUCUGGAGUUAUGGAGUAACUAUAUGGGAGCUGAUGACGUUUGGUGGAAAGCCUUACGAUGGUAUUCCAACACGAGAAAUCCCUGAUAUUCUGGAGAAAGGGGAGAGACUUCCUCAGCCUCCCGUCUGCACCAUUGAUGUCUAUAUGGUCAUGGUGAAGUGUUGGAUGAUCGAUGCUGACAGUCGCCCCAAAUUUAAAGAGCUGGCUGCAGAAUUCUCCAGGAUGGCGAGAGACCCUCAGCGAUACCUUGUCAUACAGGGGGAUGACCGUAUGAAGCUCCCAAGUCCUAAUCACAGCAAAUUCUUCCAAAACCUCCUGGAUGAUGAAGAUCUGGAAGAUAUGAUAGAUGCGGAGGAAUAUCUUGUGCCCCAAGCCUUCAACAUCCCACCUCCGAUUUAUACCUCUAGGACAAGAAUCGACUCUAAUAGAAGUGAAAUUGGACACAGCCCUCCUCCUGCCUACACCCCUAUGUCAGGAAAUCAGUUUGUGUACAGAGAUGGCGGCUACACCACUCAAGAGUCAGUGACCCUGCCAUACAGACCAGCUGCGUGCCCCAUACCAGAGGUCCCUCCGGUCCAGGGUGCAAACGCUGAAGCCUUUGAAGACACCUGCUGUAAUGGAACGCUGCGCAAGCAGAACCCAGUGCGAGCGCCAGAAGAAAGCGUGCUGCAGAGGUACAGCGCCGACCCAACCUCGUUUAUUCGAGAGCGCACCGCUCAAGGCAUUGUAGGGGAAGAUGGCUACAUGACUCCCAUGAUAGACAAACCUAAGACAGACUACUUGAGUCCAGUGGAAGAGAAUCCUUUUGUCUCAAGAAGAAAAAAUGGUGAUCUACAAGCUUUGGAUAACCCGGAAUAUCACAACGGACCCAGCGGGAAGCCCAAAUCAGAGGAAGAAUAUGUCAACGAGCACCUAUAUCUUAACUCUUUUGCCAAGCCCAUGGAAAAUGCAGAAUACCUGAAAAACAAUGGACUUACCGUGCCAGAAAAAGCCAAGAAGACGUUUGAUAACCCGGAAUAUUGGAACCAUAGCUUGCCACCCAGGAGCACCAUGCAGCACCCAGAUUACCUGCACGAGUAUAGCACAAAAUACUUUUAUAAGCAAAAUGGACGUAUCCGGCCAGUAGUGGCUGAAAACCCAGAGUACCUGACCGAGUUCACUCUGAAGCCAGGCACUGUCCUCCCCCCUCCUCCUUACAGGCACCGGAACACUGUUGUGUAGGCGUUUCAGUAUUAUUCAUAUAGGGAGAAACCCCAAUUCUCUUGGAUUCCUUGAGCCCGCCCUCUGUAAUAGCCACCUCACUUCCUCAGGUGUGCUUCCUCUCCAUGCCAGAUCACUCCCAUAAGAAGGUGGAAGGAUGCUCCUGGUUAUGUUUAUUGUUAUUUAUUAAAGAGAGCACUUGAUGAAGUAUCCAGACCCAGCAGCUCACACAGUCUUGGCUAUUAUCCAGUGACCAGACACUGACCACUCAACAGUAGAUCCACUGAUAAUGUCAACUUUUACGUUCCUACUUAACAGAUACUGUACAUCAGUGUUUUCAGCUCGAAUCACUAUUUCAUGCACAAGAACACCAAAUACUCGUACAUUUGUUGAAAUGUAUUUCCUCUAUAUUAAUAUAUAUGGGUACUGGAAGCUCCAAUAGGUUUAUCAUAGCUUUACCAUUUAAGAUUGGUUGCUACUGAGUACCAUAGUACAUAGAAACGCACUGACAUGUAGAAAUAUGGUUUGAGCUGAAAUAUAUUGUAGUAGAACCCUCUAGUUAUGACGUAAAAGGUGAAAAUAUCUGGUUCUCCUUCGUACUCUGAGUUGAUCUUGAAGCCUAUGACAAAGACAGUGUUGAUUAUGAAACAUAUGGGGCAGAGAAAAUCUGACGUUCCAGGUCUGAGGAUACAGUGUCCCUAUCAUGGUAGAACCAAGACAUUCUCAUUUGUGUCACGACAACGUUCUUUGACAUGAGAUGACGCAAUAUGUAUAUAUAAUAUCUUUGGUCUGAUUCAGCCUUGUCCAGUUAAUGGCAAUGCAAUUAACGGUGAGAUAUGGUAUCUGCCGAACGGUGAAAGAAGUCCAAGCUCUGUUUAUAUAAUAUUAUCAUUCUUUUUUUUUUACCCUUCCUAAAUCACAAUAUUUAAUGCCAUACAGUGUCAAAAGCCAGGAAUUUGUAGCCUCCAAGCCGUGUCUCCAUUGUUUCCAUAUCUAAGCCACAAUAUAGAACAUUUCAACCACUGGCACCAACAAAAGCCCCUUUAAGUGUCAUCAAGACGGUAAUGAGAGAAGAUUGCAAUCCUUUUGGCCUAAGAAGAAUGGCUUCCAGUGGAUAUUAUAUUACAACAAGUAUAAUUGUUUUAAAGUUCUGAUUUUAACACACUUCAACCAGCUGAGAUACGAGAGACCUGAGCCAGAUAUGACAAUGGAGAUGUUAUGUUAUAUUGGGGACUAGGACAUUCUUGGCCACUGGGGAGUUGAACGUUCGAACUGUAGGGAAGACUUAAUGCAGCAGGGAUUUGCAGACUUUAGUCCAGAAAGUCAGUUUUGCACUUAAGACUGUAGUGUCUCUUUUGUCCUUUGACAGACUGUUGUAUGUUUCUUUUCUUUUUUCUCUUCGUAUGUUGUUUUGUGUUUUUGGAUUUUCAAUGAAGCAAUAUGGAGGCAACCAGCAGAAUCAAACAAUGUACACAAAGACUAUGGACGUGCCAAAACAAAUGAAUAUUAUUCGUAAUAACAUAAAGAAGUCAGUAUAAAUUCUUUUGAAGAUAAGCUACAGAAUGAUAGAUCAUGUAAUGGGUUAGGCAGAUUAUUAAUGAGAAUUAUUGCAAGGGUCAAGUGCAUGAAUGGGAGAUUUCAGUCUUUACUAACAGUACAACAUUAUUUUUCAUACAAGUUCACAGUUCCUAAAGCUAAACUCUAUGACCUGUUUUGCUUUUGACUCCUCCUAUAAUAAGCUGCCCCCUAUUUAUGGAUGGGAGGGCAAUAUACUAACUCAGACUUAAAAGCACUUUAAGGUCUUCCUGCUGUUUGACUUGCUAGUUUUGAGAUGAACAUCUCUUAUGUGUUAUAUCAGUGACUGUUCAAUGUUUUAAAAAGCUCGUAUGACCACCACCAUAUGUCUGUUGUGGAGGUUAAUAAUCUACGGUGUUGGGGAAGAUUGGUUUUAGGAGUUAUGCUGCUUCUAGGCCAAUCUCUUUGAGAACCUGCAAUUCCCGCUAAGAUAUAGGGACACGUAGAGUCCCUGGGAAAAAGAACCCAAGAACAAACUUACUUCAUUUGAUUAUGAGGUCUUUAUUUCUUAAAAAAUAUAUAUAUCUAUACAAAAAAUUUUCAUUUAAAUGGGGUUUCGGGAGGGUUAGAUAUCUUCUGAGAAGCACAGACAUGCAAAUACCUCUCAUUGUUUUCUUAUCAUACCUUAUUAAGUUUAUCAGUUGUUUUCAGUUCUGUUUGUGUUACGUAUAGAAUCUGUAUGGGUAGUACAGUAUGUAAAGAAAUGCCAGUACAUAUAGUAUCCUUAAUAUAGCUAAAUUCAGCACAGUAUUACAGAUAAGUAUAUAUACAUAUAUAGACACCCACCCACCCACAAACAAACAUAAAUACUGAUCUAUGUGAAUAUAAUAAUUGGGCUGGAAUACACAAAAUUGGCAACCAGGUCCCCUAAUGUAGAUACAUUCACGGAGAAGACUUCAUGGUAGCUAAAUUGUAGACAUUUCUGUCCCUUUGAAAUAAAGUAAAAUUCAUGAACAUUAACAGGAACGGUAAAUAAAAUAAGAGGAAUGACCAAAGUGCUAUAAGAAAUUAUACCUUCAUGCACAGAUAACAUACUUUGGUCUGCAGCUCCUGAAUUGCACAAAACUGCUAUAGGCCAAUAUCUCCUGCGUGGUUGCUUAGCAGACACUUGUGCUGAGCAUGAAGUGGUGCAAAGAGUUCUACAGAACAGGGCCGUGGCCAAACCAUGAAGAGCAUUUUGUCCGAGAGUCUGGACAACCUCAGCAUACAACUUUUAAAAAGUAACAACGGAGACAACAUAUGUCAAGACACUACAGUGCCAAACUAUGGUUUACCACCCUCAUCGCAUUUUGUGUAUAUAAUAAUCCGCAUCAACACUGCCAGCUGUUUAGCACCAUUCACGAUGAGGAAAAUCUCUUCUCCGCAAAUUGAUUGCAUGGUUUGUAGAUUUGGAUUUGUGCAUUAGGAUUGAACUGCAUCUCUGAGUCUAACAAGGCAAACGAAUAACCCUCUUGUCAGUUGGGCGGACUGCAAUGAUCUUUGGAACAAUUAUGUACUAUGGACUCACCCAACGUAAGAGGACCGUCAAAAUCUAUUUUGGAAGCCAAUUGCACCCAGUGAACGUAAUGUGAAUCACAAAAAUGAUUUAUAAAGUGCAGUCAUCCUUUGCACUGAUGGUAUCAUGAUAUUAUGUAGCAUGGGUAUCCGGACUCUAGGUCGACACUGUCUAGGUCGACACCCAUUGAUCGACAUUGAGUAGGUCGACACCUGAAAUAGGUCGACACAACCAUUAGGCCGACCUGAACAAGGUCGACAUAGAAAAAAAGGUUGACAUGAGUUUUUCACAUUUUUAAAAUUUUUUUGAACUUUUUCAUACUUUAUGAUCCACGUGGACUACAAUCGGGAACGGUAACCUGUGCCGAGCGCAGCGAGGCACCUUGCCUGAAGCUCACUCGCCAUGCGAGGGGACAUGGUGCACUAAUUGGGGUUCCCCGUCACUUUACGAAGAAAACGACAACAAAAAAACAUUAAAAACUCAUGUCGACUUUUUUUUUUUCCAUGGCCAUGACGACCCAUUUCUUGUGUCGACCUAGUCACUGUCGACCAAUAGGUGUCGACCUAGACACUGUGUACCCUGAGUCCCAUACCCUGUAGCAUUAACUAGUACUGCUGUAAAAUGGGUCGAUUAUUAUUUAAUCCCAUUGUGUAUGGAGGAAUUUGUACAGAAACUUUGCAGACUCUUCUGUGUGGGGUAUUUAACAGAGCAGCUCUAAGAGAAUGGCAGCUAAAUAGGAAAGCAAAGCAUCUGACAUGAGAAAUACACUUGUAGUGUAACCUAGCAUCUAUAUUAAUCAUGGGCAGAGACAGAAAAUAAUAUUGAUCCCUUCCUCAGCAUCUACGCUUGAGAUACAACAGGAAUACUGUUAGCUACACAAAACGCUAUGGUUACCACCACGUUCCAGCUGGAAGUAUUUAAUUGGCCAGUUUGGACCUUGGUGUCCACAAACCAGAAGAUUAUAUUUAUUUAGGAAUGACCUCUUACAAAUUUAUCUCUACGUGGUUAUAUAUCUUUUUAGUUGGUUCUUGUUUUAUAGAACUGCAUAUAGUAAUAUCCCAUUAAGAUCAAUAUAUUAUGAUGGAGAAGAAUUUGAUCACCUGCUGGUGGUAAAAUUGCCAUAAUGCAGUUCCUUUUGUGAAGAUUAAUGCCUAAUCGCGGGCACAUCACUUAUUCUUUUAAUUGCUGUUUUAAGAGGCGCAUAAUGAGAUUUGGGAUUUUAAUCAUCUUAAUUUAAACGCUCCAUUGUUUUAUAUAUUCCCUUGUUCUGAUGUUUAAAUUGUUCAAUUUUAGACGCAUGGUCUUUUUUAUUUUUUAUUUUGACCAAUCUCUAGUAAUAUGUUCCAUUUUAAUAUCACAUUUCCAUGGUUAUUACAGCUUACUUAUGCUACGCUAUGUAGGGCACAGCCACCCACCUGCCUGAAACUUUGCCAUUAUGUAAGGUCAUUGUCUCCAAGCUGUAGUUACUAGCAACGUCUGUUCUUUAGUUUUCACUCCCUUGAGAAAGUACAAUGAAUCUGUUUUCAGACUGUAAGUGAUAAUGAAAAUCACCUACCAUGUGUACAGUUUCAACCAACGGGCCGGAAUUCGGAGUUCGGCGGCUGUGCGGGGUGCCAGCUGGACGCGGACAUUUUUUUUAAAGGGGCAAUCACUUACAAGACAUGGUUUUGCCUUGUAAGUAAAUGCGUCUUUAAAAAGAAAGUCAGAAUUCAGAUAGCAUCCCACAUGCCCCCCACACUCGGGUGCCAUUACAUCCAGUCCAAUAUAUCAGUCAUAUUAUACAUCAUAGAUAGGUGGCUGAUGACCCAUUAUAUGUUAUUUCUCACAUGUAGCUUUUUUUAUGUGUUUGGAAAGGUUUUUUUUUUCAAUACAGUGAAGUUGUAGUAAGCUCAAAUAUUAUAAUCCCUUAAGAAGUUUAACUGGAAGGCGCAAAGUACAUCCUAGUAUAACUAGGGGGGGAAAGAUCUCUGUGUGAAUUAAAGACCUUGCAGAGGGGAAAAGGAUGUACAAACAAAGAACGCCUCAUUAAAGUACACCUUUCUGUUUUAAUUAUCUCAUUUAAAUGAUUCCAUCCUGUGAAAGAAAACCAUUUAUUCACUUUGCAAGAAACGCGUCAGCUUCAUGAAACUCCCAUCAAACUUCUGCAGCUGGUGCAACUGUCCAAACAUAGGACGACAUCCCAAAAGUAAAAAAAAAAUGUUUGCGUCGGCUUUACAAUUUCAAAUUUUGCAGCUUGUAGUUGACCAUUAUUGAAGAUCGCAGAACAGUGCAACACCCAUGUAAGAUGUAUACAUGCUAGUUGUAUAAUGUGGCUUUUAGUUGCAGAGUCGGAACACUGUAACGCGUUUUCAAAUUACUGGUCAUAUGGAAUUUAGGGGGACAUGUACUAAGCAGUGAUAAAAGUGGAGAAGUGAGCCAGUGGAGAAGUUGGUCAUUGCUAACCAAUCAGCAUAGGCGUAACAUUUAUAAUUUGUAUACUGUAAAAGUAUACAGAGCAGCUGAUUGGUUGCCAUGGGCAACUUCUCCACUGGCUCACCUCCACUUUUAUCACUGCUUAGUACAUGCCCCCCUAAGUUUGGAACAAUUUGACAUUUUAACCCUUUCAAGCUACCCGUGUGUUGCCCCGCUUCUGCUCUCUUAUCUAGCUGCCUUUUAAAUGUAUACAAAAAAAAAAGAAGAAACAAAAUGUGUAUGUUACUCAGAAAAUGUGAAUAGUAUUUUUAUAGCUUGUCAGAAAUACAGCCAGUGGAAUUUGUACAUAAGGGUGGGUAAUUUCUUCAUUCACAGACAUCUUUCUUUGGAACGUAGCUGCUCUUCCCUUUUGGUUUGAAUAUAUUUAUGUACAGCUGGUGGUUUAAAUUUACGUAUUUUUAUUAUUAUUAUUUUGCUCACUCUUGGUGUUACUUUUAUUUUUUUUACAUUACUUGUGAUUCUGUUGCCGUGGCUUGCUUAGUCCCCGCACUUGCUUUGAUUAUUCUCCAUGUGAGUGCUCCCCGCUGUUCUAAGAAAUCCCCUUUGGUUACUGUAAUUUUUUUCAAUGAGGGACUGUUCCCUGCCCUCGCACGUACACCCCUUCCCUGCCAAGGGCGAUCCACUACCCGCAGGAUCUCCUUGGCAGGGAAAGGGGCAUUGCAGGUUCCGUUUUAACUUUUUAAUAUAGUAUUAUUUCUUAGAUUUUUAUUCUUUAUGUUGUAAUUUCAUGUGAGGAGUUUUGAUUAAUGUUGUACUUGUUGUGACUUGAUUCAUUGCUUAUGUAUUGUUCAAAUGCAUUUUAAAGGGAGCUAUGAAUGCUGCCUUAUCUAAUUAAAUUUUUACAUGAGAUCCUUGGUAUCUAACCUGCACACCACACCACCAUCUGCAGAGCUUCUGAUUUAAUAUCUGUUUAUGUCCACCCUCGGCCAACAAUGACAGCUAGAAGCAUCUCUGUAGGAUGAUCAUUGGUGGUGUCAGAUCCUCGCUAGGGAACCCAAAUUCAGGUGAACAAAGAAUAAUUAUUUGGGGAUUUCUGCUUCAGUUCUUUUAACCUCAGUGCUACUUACUGGCUCAGCAAUGCAUCGCUCUUUAAUGGUGACAACCUACCUUACAGAAGGAGAGAUGUGUCAACUUUUGGAGAGAGAUAAAGUGGAGAAGUUGCCAAAACUACCAGUCACCUUCUGGCUAUCAUUUAUCAAGUACAUUUUAUAAAUGAAAGCCAGUGGCACAUUUGUUGCUAUGGGCAACUUUUCCACUCUUCCUCAAUAGAAAGGUUCGAUACAACUCCCCCUAUGUGUGGCAAUAUAGGUAUGGUAUCUCCAUCACUCUAUACUAGAAGACAAUAAACAACUUCUAUUAUGACUCCCUAUUAUAUGAACAUCAUUCAGGUGUAUGUACAGGAACUUCCUUCAUCAGUAAUUUAUCCAUUAUACAAUAUUCUGUUUCCUGUUCUCGAUACGUAUAUAUCAUUUUCCUCUGACCUUCCAUCUGGAACUUCCAUCAUCAGUAAUUAAUCCAUUACACAAUAUUCUGCCCCUGUUCUCGAUACGUCUAUAUUCACCUGGCCUACAUUAAUGACCACUUUUUGCCAUUUUUAGGUCAAAUUUACACUCAACCUAUUCAAUGCCCGUACCGGUUUUUCGACUUGUCGAAAAAUCCGGCACUGGCUAAAAACCGUUUUUUGGCGAAAUUUUCGCCCAUGCCGAUUCGACCCAAAAAAAUAGUGAAACAGCAUUGGUGAAAAUGGAUUAAAAAAUGGGGGAUAACGCCUGCAAUUGAAUACCCUAUGUCGAAUUACCUAUGUCGAAUUAGUGCUGUUUUUGUGACCAGUCGAAAAAACUGCACUUAAUUGAAUACCCCCCCUAAGGAGCGGAUUCAGUCAGCCAUGACUACUUACUGUGGGCUAAUUGAUCUGACUGGGCUAUUCAAUUAUAGUCCGCAGGCUGCAGUUAAAGUGGAUUUCUGUUUGAGCCUGAAGAAAUCCGCAUUAAAUUCACUGAUCACGGGUGUCGUCAAGCUUUUAACCCAUAGCUCUGAGAACGUAUCCCAGAUUCUGUGGGUUAGUGCACGGUAGCGGGUGAGGAAUAAGUGUUGUAAUGGAAUAGUCCUGGCAUUUAAAGCCUGGGGCUACCACCCUCUUCUCGGCGUGGUGAAUUACCAUAUGCAAUUGAAUCCGGCCCUAAAAGGGAAUUAAGAUAAUUGUGUCAGGUGAUAAAACAGGAGAGUAUCCUCUUUGAAGUGAAAUGGAAAGUUCAAAAAAAUUCAAGUUAUAGAAAAAUAAAAUAAAUUAUGCCCUCAACUUUAGAAUCUAAAUAGUAACCCCCUGUAUUGCCCUAAAAUGAGCCUAAUUCAUAAAACUGCAUUUACGUCACUCUUUAACACUACUUAUCUUUAGUAUUAAUCCAACUCUAACUGGAAGCUUAGUUAAUGCGCUAACUCUAUCCUAACGUUCUGAUAGUGUUCUGAUCCUACUCCUAAAACUAUGAUGUGCCAGCUAUCCUUACACAGAGUAACGCUGAUCUUGUUUUACCAGAAAACUAUUAUAUACUGUACAGAACAUUUUACUUUGAGAUACAGUACAGUCACCAGUUUCCUCUAGUGUUUGGCGAGAUGGAUAGGGGCCUACAAUUGUGAUCUUUGCUCAAGGCCUAUCCAUGUAUUAAGGCCGUGCAUGUGAUUAAUACAUAUGUAUGCAAUGCAGUGAAAGUUAUAUAUGUACAAAAACACCACUAGCUUCCCACGGAUGUAUUCUCUUUCCAAAUUCAAGGAGCUCUUUAUAAUUUGAGGAACCUUUUCCCAGUAAUUUUCAUGUUAUUUUAAUUAGAUCAAUGCCCUACUAAAUAUGUACUAAUCAAUAAUUUUGGGUUGUCUUGGUGCAUAUUUCAAUUUAUUGAAAAAAGGUAAGGAUACCUACUUAUAAAAAGAAACAGCUAAAUUCCUCCUAUUAAUGGGUAGAAAUGAUUUAGGGUACAUAGCCAUUAUAAGUUCCACGCCACAUCCGUCCUUCGCCCCUUCCCAGAACCAGACUGAGUAGUGCAUUGCUGAUGGCAUGAUGCAGCACAUGGUAAAAAAGGAAUCAUAGUUUAAGUAAGUUACUGUCCGGGUCAUGUUUUGAGUCUGUUUCAAGUUAAAAGGAUCACCUGAAAUUUGUUGGGUGUUUUCUUCACCACCUUUAUGCAGAUUGCACAGCCAAACAAUGUAUUAAAAUGUUCUAUAGUUCAUUGUGAUUAUAUAGUGUAGCCCAAGCCUGUAAGCUGCCAUUUUGUGGUAAAUCUUAAAUAUUCAUGAAAAUCUAGACUAUCAAGUCAGUAUAAAAAAUACUGAUACAAAACCGUAUUGAGGCAUUUUGUCAAUUGCUUAAUAUGUUCUCAUGUACAGUAUAUUUUUCAUUCCAAAACCUUCUCCAGAACAGUCAUGUCACAAAACAGCUGCCUCCCCAUGAACCUUGUUUUUGUCACAAAAUGGCUGCCCACACUGUGUCCAAAUGACAAUUAAACCUUUUAGCAAACCAACAUCAUCUUAUUUUUAAUUUACCACUAAUAUUAUUUAUGAGAAAAAUGAAUAUUACAACACUGUGGAGUGUAUGUAGGAAGAAUUGCACCAAUGCCCACAUAAAUAACAUUCGUUAUCACCUCAUAUCUCUGCCAUUUUUAAUGUUUUUCAGUAACAGUUUACUAUCAGCCAGAGGCUGUAACAUGACUCCAGUAAAACCCCAUUUGUGCCAUGAGCAAAAAGUAAAGUGGUAUUUAAAGCUAUGGGGGAGAUUUAUCAAAGGUUGGAGAAAGAUAAUGUGGACAGACAUUAAGUAUUUCCUGCAUUGUGCUGUCAAAUGAGCGCUCACGAUUCUCACAUUUGGAAACAGAUAAAGUACCAGCCAAUCAGCUCCGAGCGACCAUGUUACAGGCUGUGUUUGAAAAAUGACAGGAGCUGAUUGGUUGGUAACUUUUUUUGUCUUAAACCUGCAAAAACAGCUGUUUCUGCAUGUUUUAAGCACAGCAAUAGUUUGAUAAAUAGGACCUUUUGCCAUUAAUGCUACAGCUUUGGGCAGCUAGUUUAAGGAGUGAUAACUAUGGGGGAUAUUUCUCAAAGCUUUCAGAUAAAGUGGAGAGAGAAAAAGUACCAACCAAUCAUCUCCUGUAAUUCUUCAAACACAGCCUGUAAAAUGACAGUUAAGAGCUGAUUGGUUGGUUCUUUAUCUCUCUCCAAGCGUUGAUCAAUCUCCUCCUAUGUCUGCAUAGUUUUCCAGUUACAGUUAUUGGGGGUCAGUCUGACCCGUUUGCUAGCUGCUUUUUAUCGCAGCCGAGCAAGCGGGUACCCAUUGCGAAGGCCGUAGCCGGGCUGCGAUCGCCUCAGUCUGAUUGACAGGCAGAGGUGGUUGCUGGGCGGGAGUGGGCGGAACGGCGGCCAUUUUGUGGGCGCGAUCCGGCCAACGCAGGCGUGGCCGGACUGUGAGGGAAGUGGCCCGCAGCGGCUGCGUGACGUCAUACGCAGCUGCUGCGGACCGGGGAGCGACGAGUAGCUCCCGGCC